AUGGCUGUACACGGCAAAUACACUACAGAAAAGGUCACGUAUCCCUCCCACGGGGAGGUCGUGGCUGGAGUCCUGUAUAAGCCAAAGCAUAUUCAGAACCCUCCCGGAUUGGUCAUUAUUGGACCUUACUCUUUCACCAAGGAGCAGGCUCCGACCCAAUACGCCACUCGCCUCGCCGACGAAGGCUACGCAGCACUCAUCUUCGAUCCGCGAACCGUUGGUGAAAGUACUGGAGAGCCGCGGCGACAAGAAAACCCAGUUAUGAAGAACGAGGAUGCAGUUGCUGGUCUAGACUACCUCGUGGGACGAGGCGACGUCAACAAGGAUGCACUCUUCCUCGUUGGCGUCUGCCAGGGCGGACCCCAGUGCCUCGACAUUGCAUCUCGCGACAAGCGAGUGAAAGGAGUCGCUUCGGUCACGGGCUACUUUCGCGAUCUCGAAACCGAUAUUUACAUGAUCUGCGCUGGAUGUGUGAAUGCUGAGCCGGGUGUCGACGUGGGUUCUCUUAAAAUGCCCACGCCCGCGCAGGGCCAGGCUCUAUAUCAAGCACGCCUCGAACGUGCUAAAAAGGCCAAAGAACUGUACGAAAAGACGGGGCAGGUUGAGUACCAGCCUCUUGUCGACCCCAAAGCUGCUGACCCCGAUGUUGGGUCCGUUGCCGGUUUGCCUGGCCCUGUGGUCUGGGCGUGGUACGGCCCUUGGACACUCAGCCGAGCCUUUGAGAAUCGAUACGCCGUGAUGAGCGACCUGGAUCACUUUGGCUACACCACGGUGCCCGGUGUUGCCAAGCUGCAGACACCGGCCUUGGUAAUUCAUGGCGACAACUGUAUGAAUGCGCCGGCGGCGAAGCGACACUUUGAUUCCAUCCCGACGCAGAAUAAGAAGCUGAUCUGGGAUAAUGAUGUGUCGCACUUCCAGCACUAUGAUCAGCCGGACUGUGUGGAUAGAAAUGUGGGCGAAAUUACUGCUUGGUUUGCUAGUGUUUAG
Messenger RNA from Akanthomyces muscarius, 987 nucleotides. RefSeq lists its product as uncharacterized. Gene Ontology annotation, molecular function: hydrolase activity. NCBI's taxonomy places the organism in Eukaryota, Fungi, Ascomycota, Sordariomycetes, Hypocreales, Cordycipitaceae. The coding region runs from base 1 to 987 and encodes 328 amino acids. The transcript has a single exon. The record is from RefSeq and is a predicted model, not a curated record.